AUGGCGACGGCACGUCAAACGAUUGCUCUCGCCGGCGUCGGCAAUCUUGGUCGCUACAUCUGUGAAGAGUUCGUUGCCUCACCAGACUUUGAUGUCGUCGUCCUUUCACGGGAUGCUGCGGGCAAACCAUGGAUGAAGAACCUCGACCUCACUGUUUCCCAGACCGACUAUACGGCUGCAUCCCUCACCAAAAUCCUCAACGACAGCAAAGCUUCGAUUCUCGUUUCCGUCAUCAAUCUCAUCGACCCCUCCUACGUCACCGUACAUGCUGAGCUACUCUCCGCCUGCCGUCAGUCUGUAGCAUGCAAGCACUUAAUUCCUUCAGAGUUUGCUGGCGACUGCGAGAAGUACCCAUUGAGACCAGGCUACUAUGUUAACACACGUGAGCCUUUUCGACAAAUGCUGAGGGAGCAAAGAGACGUGAAGUGGACUCUGGUCAACAUGGGCUAUAUCAUGGAUUAUCUCCUGCCACAAAGCAAGACACAUAUGUUGCCUCUUGUUCCAGAAUUUCCAAUCGACGCGGAGAAAUGGCAUGCGACUUUGAGAGGUACGGGAGAUGAAGUUCAGAGUAUGACAAGGGCAAGAGAUACCGGAAGGGCAGUUGUGGAGUUGUGCAAGGCAAAGGAAUGGGAGCCGUAUACAUUCAUCUCAGGCGAGUGGACCACUUUUAAUCAAGCUAUCAAGGAAUUGGAGUCGUAUUAUGGUACAGCGUUCUCCCUUGUCUCCACGUCUUAUCCAUUAAUGCAUGCUAUCACGCAGGUCCUGAGUAAAGCGGACGAAGGAUUCACUUUUGAGAUCGCUCUAGCGCAAGUGGAGGAAAUGAUAGUGGAGGAAAGCUUCACGUUUCCAAAGGAGAAGACGUUGGCACAGCGGGAGAAGUACCUUGGUGGGAUGAAGUUCAUGAGUUUCAGGGACUUGUUGAAAUAUGCAGAGACCGUGGAUAAGGUUUAA
Bacidia gigantensis is the source of this 951-nucleotide messenger RNA. RefSeq lists its product as uncharacterized. The transcript is spliced from 3 exons. NCBI's taxonomy places the organism in Eukaryota, Fungi, Ascomycota, Lecanoromycetes, Lecanorales, Ramalinaceae. The record is from RefSeq and is a predicted model, not a curated record. The coding region runs from base 1 to 951 and encodes 316 amino acids.